CCGAUGCCUGGUAUUUAAUUAAAAUAAGGAGUGGAGCUCAGCUGAGGCAGGAGAACACUGUUGUUCUUAGCGGAUGGGGCCGUAGGUAUUGCAAGUUAAACCUUGAUUGCUUCAGUCUGUGAGAAUUCAGCAUGGAAUGUCGCUACUGUUUCCUGGGAUUACUGCUUCUGGCUGCAAGAUUGCCACUUGAUGCUGCCAAGCGAUUUCAUGACGUGCUGAGCAAUGAAGGACCAUCAGCUUAUAUGAGAGGCCACAACCAAUUAAAUGGCUGGUCUUCAGAUGAAAAUGACUGGAAUGAAAAACUCUAUCCAGUGUGGAAAAGAGGCGACUCGAGGUGGAAAAACUGUUGGAAAGGAAGCCACGUGCAGGCAGCCCUGACCAGUGACUCACCAGCACUGGUGGGCUCAAAUAUAACAUUUGCAGUGAACCUGGUAUUUCCCGGAUGCCCAAAGGAAGAUGCUGAUGGCAACAUAGUCUAUGAGAAGAACUGCAGAAAUGAUACUAGUUUAUCUCCUGACUCGUAUAUUUACAACUGGACAGCAUGGACAGAGGAUGGUUACGGGGAGAAUGGCAGCAGCCAAAGCCAUUAUAACGUGUUCCCUGACGGGAAGCCUUUUCCUCACCACCCUGGAUGGAGGAAGUGGAAUUUUGUCUACAUCUUUCACACACUUGGUCAGUAUUUCCAGAAAUUGGGACGAUGUUCAGCGAGGGUUUCUAUAAACACAGCCAAUGUGACGCUUGGCCCUCAACUCGUGGAAGUCACUGUCUACAGGAAGCACGGUUGGAGAUAUGUUCCGAUUGCAAAGGUUAAGGAUGUGUAUGUGGUGACAGAUCAGAUUCCUUUAUUUGUGACUAUGUCCCAGAAAAAUGAUCGAAAUUCAUCUGAUGAAACUUUCCUCAAGGACCUUCCCAUUACAUUUGAUGUCCUGAUUCAUGAUCCCAGCCACUUCCUUAAUGAGUCUGCCAUUUACUACAAGUGGAACUUUGGGGACAAUACAGGUCUAUUUGUUUCCAACAAUCACAUUUCAAAUCACACAUAUGUGCUCAAUGGAACCUUCAGCCUUAACCUCACCGUGCAAGCUGCAGUGCCUGGACCUUGUUCUCCAUCCUCACCCAGCCCUCCAAAACCCACCCCUUCUUCAGAACCUGCUGGUGUCAAAUCCUGGGAGCUGAGUGAGGUUCCUGAUGAAAGCUGCCAGAUUUACAGAUACGGUUACUUUAAAGCCACCGUCACAAUUGUAGAGGGCAUCCUAGAGGUUGACAUCAUCCAGGUGACAGGUGUUCCACUGCCUAUAGCACAGCCUGAAAACUCCCUGAUGGACUUUGUCGUGACCUGCCAAGGCACCAUUCCCACUGAGGUGUGCACUAUAAUUUCCGACCCCACCUGCCAGCUUGCCCAGAACGUAGUCUGUGACCCUCUGGACGUGGACAAGGGGUGCCCUCUGACUGUGAGAAGAGCCUUCAGCGGGCCUGGGACAUACUGUGUGAAACUCAGUCUGCACGAUGAGACCAGUCUGGCCCUUACCAGCACCCUCGUCUCUGUCCCUGGCAGAGACCCGGCAUCUCCUUUAAGAAUGGCAAAUGGUGCCCUGGUCUCCGUGGGCUGCUUGAUGAUAUUUGUCACUGUGAUCGCUCUCUUGAUGUACAAAAAAUACAAAGAAUACAAACCGAUAGGAAACAGUGCCAAGACACAGGUCAGAGGUAAAAGCCUGGAUGUUUUCCUCAGCCGAGCAAAGUCCACGUUCUUCCCUGGAAACCAAGAGAAGGAUCCGCUUCUCAAGAACCGACUGGGAAUUGUUUAAAAGUCCAGCUUUAUUUCUGACCAACGCCUCGUUCUUCGGUGCCAUUUCUGUGAGCUAUGCUGGAGCAGAUGCUAUUGACUUUUUCCUUAAGGAUUGUUGUAAAAUAUACAUUGUCACUUAGGGAGGGCUAAUUUUUUUUUAAUAGGUUAAAUGACAUUUUAGAGAAGUAGAGAGAAAUUAGACUGCAUGCAGCCUCAGCCUUGUCAUAUAACUGAUAAAACCACUUAGCAGUGCUUCUUUCCAUUAUUACUUAUGUUUCACUUACAACGUCCUAGGUGAUUAGUAGGGGAGAUCUACUGUGUCCCAGGAGCAGGGGAGAAGGUAUGAUUCAUAAGGUUCUGACCUAGGUUAAUUGCAAGGAGAGCCUGGACUGCUUUCUAGCUUUCCAUAUAGCCAUCUGCAUAAAACCAAAGGAUUCCUUUCCAUAAUAUCAUGUUCCAAGCUGACUGACUCCUGUUUCCCUGAGCAUGCAGAGUUCCCACUGACAGAACAAUUACAGGCCCAAGACUUAGUGUUAUACCCAGAAAAAACACACUAAUAAAUAGGUGUACAUAUCUUGGUUACGACCUGCCCUGCCGGCCGUGUGAAGGAAUGGUAUUCAUUUAUUCAUUUAUCCCAUGGAUGUUUAUUUAGCACUUCCUAUCCACUAGAGACUGUGCUAAGGACAUCUUCCCUGCUGUCAGAAAGUUGACACUUUCGUGUCUACAUCUGAACUUCUGUACACUCUUGUGUAUAUGUGUGAAAUCACAUAUUAUGAUUCUCCAAAGAAAGAGAGCCCUGGUUUCCCUACUGGUUGCUCUACUUAAGUGACACAGAAAAUCGGUCAGUAAGAGUUUGGCCUCCAUUUGUAACUAAAACCAUCUGCCGUAUAUCAGACAUAACAUGCUUUUUCUCUCCUUCCUGAAAAACCAAGUAUGGAAAGAGACAAGAUCUUGGUAUUGUAAUUAUUCUUCCAAUUUGUUGUUUGUCUUUGAAUUUGAUUUAUAGUUCUUGGCACUUAAAAAGUUGAUUAAACUGGAAGCCCAGAGGACAGGGAGGUGGAAGCCUGUUCUCUUCUGCAAAGAUUCCACACCUUCACACAGCCGCGCCUGCCACUGUCGUCUUAAAUGGGGAUGGGGUCUUUGUGCCCCACCUUUCCCUUUCAAGGGUCAGAGGUGACGGCCUGCAGCUCCUGCCCCACUGCUGGGCCCUCCUUUGUCAAAUUCAAACACAGGGAAGAUGUUACACUUUCAGUGUAGUCAAGACAGAGCAUCCGUUAUUGUUUGUAUGAAAAAGAAUCAUGUUCUCUGUGUACACACACACACACAAAAGGAAAUGUCUCUGAAUUGUAUGGGAAUAAAACUUGUUUGAAAAGUUGGAAUAGUGCUAGCUUAUUUUUCUGGUACUUGUAUUUUCACAUGUUAAAUGAUCUUUAUAUGUGUUGAAUUAACAAAUACUUAGAGUUUCCUGCAAAAAGCAAAAACAUAAAUGAUAUUGAAAUGUGUGAGUCGUCUGGCUUUGUGCCCACAACUCUUUCACAGCAAAAGUGGAGAACUGUUUGUCAAAGAAGUAUAACAGUAAUUUCUUUGUAGUUUAGGGGCUUUAACCAGGACAUCCUCCAGUUGGCGGUAGGAAUGUUUGCUUAAUUUCCAGAUAUGUUUUUAAAUAUGUCGGGUGUUUUCCGAGGCCCCAAACUGAUUAGUGCAUGGUCAGCUAUGAACUGAAGCUGGCACAUCUCUGGCUGAGGUGCUUUUGUUUGGUUGUGUUUUCAAAAAUCAUGUUUUUGCUAUAAAUAAUUGUACUUGUCUCAAUGAGAAUGGUGUGAAAACUGAAAAGGCCUUAUGUGGCAUGUAUCAUAGCUAGUAAAUCAAUCUUGUAAAAAGCUAAUAAUCUUAUAAAUAUUUUAUAUUUUAAAACAUACGUAUACCAUAGGUGAUACUUCAAUAAAAAAGUUUAAAAUUUAAA
Messenger RNA from Choloepus didactylus (southern two-toed sloth), 3746 nucleotides. RefSeq names its product glycoprotein nmb (gene GPNMB). Gene Ontology annotation, molecular function: integrin binding. Lineage: Eukaryota; Metazoa; Chordata; Mammalia; Pilosa; Megalonychidae. The coding region runs from base 132 to 1802 and encodes 556 amino acids. The record is from RefSeq and is a predicted model, not a curated record. The transcript has 11 exons. Gene Ontology annotation, biological process: cell adhesion.